Messenger RNA from Amorphotheca resinae ATCC 22711, 3828 nucleotides. RefSeq lists its product as hypothetical. The transcript has 3 exons. NCBI's taxonomy places the organism in Eukaryota, Fungi, Ascomycota, Leotiomycetes, Helotiales, Amorphothecaceae. The record is from RefSeq and is a predicted model, not a curated record. The coding region runs from base 1 to 3828 and encodes 1275 amino acids.
AUGGCAACUGAAGCCACCUCUAAUAAUAUCGCGUCGCCGUCUUCUACCCCUGACCAUGAGCUGAACACAACUGAACCCACGAGCCAGGAUGCCCCUUCCGAACAGUCCCAACCUCUCGUGAACGGAGCCGCAGAGAAAGAUGGAAGCAAGAAAAGUAAUACGGAGUCUGCCGAAGCAGGUGUCAUCUCGGCGGAGGUCAGUGUUAGUGGAGGAUCGGAUACUGAAGCUUCGAAGGCGGAAACCUCGAAAACUGCAGGCGAUGACAAAGGUCACGUUCGUACGACAUCCACGGUCAAGAAGCCUACAUCUUUCAAGCCAGUUUCGGUAAACAAGACAUUUCUUGCGGCAAAAGCCGCGACGGCUGCUGCUCCUUCGAAGCUUGGAGACAAGCCAGCCGCCGGCGCACCCGCAACACUUACAGGACCUUCGACAACAGCCCCAAGUCGACCAAGGCUGGUUGCAAAGUCUGGAAGUAGUAUUCGCGAUUCGUCUCCUCGAACUGCUGCUUCUGCGAACGGUGGCAAGCCUGGGACCCCAGACGGCAGUGCCGUAUGGAAUAAGAACCGACCUGCACCACCCCCAGAACCAAAGCGUUUUACAGACGAAGAACUCAAGCAGCGUUACGGAAUCCAUCUAGCUACGAGGCUUCAGUCGGAUGACCCAGGAAAACAGGCGAAUUGGGCAGACAUAGAUGAUGACGAUGACGACUGGGCACCCGAAACAAUCGAAUGGACCGAUGGUACAAAGAUUACUCUACCUCAAGCAGAUGAAACACCUGCGCCAGCUCCAGCUCCAGCUCCCUCGCCAGUUCCGGCUGUGAAGGAAACGAAGCCUCUUGAAGCAACGAAACCAAAAUCCCCAGCACCAGUCCAAGCGUCUGUCUCUCCUACCGUGAAGCCUAGUGGAUUUGGGGGAAGAGCCGGACUAGUUCUGAAAGGAGCGAGCGAGAAACCUACUCUGGUUGCGAAGCCUCCAGGACCUCCAGCACCAGUGAAGUCGCCAUGGGCUCCGUUACCUCCUGUGGAUAAAGUAGCACCUGUUGGAAUUGAUAUCCCCCAGAGUCAACAACAACAGCAACAGCAACAAAACCGCUUCAGUCAAAGAGAUCCCCAUGGAUUCCACGGAAUGCCUCCGCCUCCAGCUAAGGAGAUCGCUGCAGAUGAUUUCAGCCGGUCAUGGAGAGACGGCCAUUCCAACACGAGCAGAGAAUUAUACAACUCUCAAUCUGGACGAUAUGAGCCAGUAAAUGACACCCGUCGAGGUUCUCGGAAUGAUAUACACUCUCGUCAACCCGCAGUACUGCAGAGGCCAUCACAGCAAGAUGGUCCAGCAGAGCCAUCUGCGGCCUUCCAAACGCAUCGCGCAAGUGGACAGGAUGGCGGAUAUGGACGUCGUCGCACUUCUUCAAAUGUUAGUGGGGGGAGUGGGAACCUUGCCCGACGUAUGAGUCGAGGUGAUAUGCCACAGCCCCUGGAGAUGUUAAAUGCCCGGCGGGGUUCAUUGGCUGCAGUAAGCGAUGAGCCUUCAUCGCCUCGAAAUUAUUCUCCUUCUGGACAACAGCAAAGUCAGCGUGGGCCUCAAAACCAGCCAUGGUCCCGUGCGUCGCCCGCUGUUAGCCAUCCCUCUCCUCAGUCUGUCCACGGACAACCUGAACCACCUGCACAGGCGCCUGCAGGCAUUCAAAGUCAGCCUGUUAUGGAAGAUCCAAUCGAGGAACAAAAGAAAAUCAUGCGAUUAAGACGCGAACAAGCCAUCAAGAGACGACAGGAAGAAGAGGCAAGAGAGGAGGCUGCCAAAAAGGAGCGUAUCCGUCUAAAACUCGAAGCUAUGGAGAAAGAACUCGGUCCUUUGCCAGACGCAAAGAAGAAAGACGCACCCAAAGAAGAGAAGGCCGUCCCUACUCAAAUCAAAACACGUGAUGUUUCUGAGCCCGCGCCAAAAUCCGAGCCUGUCGCGUCAGAAGGAAAUAUCGAAUCGGACGCGAAAAUUUCCCAGCAUGUUGAUAGUGCAACAUCGCAUGACGCGAAGCCCACCGACAGUCAGUCUUCGAACCAAGACCUCCGUCCCAACGGCGCCCACGGUGUUUCUGCAUCAUCGGCCCCAUCUACCCAACCUCCUCAGGAGAGCCGGUCUACACAAUCGUGGCAAAACCGCACAGCCACGAACUCUGAAAGAUUCCAUGCUUGGGGUGCAGCACCUGCACAACAAUCUUCGAGAAACGUUUGGGGACCACCUUCUAGUGACAGAACACUCGGGAAUGGUACCUUCAACCCCGAACUAAGCAUGAAUUCGUCAUCCACCCCUGGGCCAAUAGGUCCUCCGAAUCGUGGAAAUGGUUCCUAUCAACAAGGACGAGGUCGUGAAUACGGAUCUCGGCCAGCACCCAUAGGUCCUCCAAAUAGAGCAAACGGCGUUUCAAGAGAGCAGCAAUCUCGUGUCGCUGCCUCUGGUUGGACUAGUCUCCCUGAGAAAUUGGCCCAAGAAGAUGCUUUAAACGCGAAGCAGCAUGAGGCUGAACUUGCUCAUCGACGUGACCUACAGGCCAAGGGUCUAUACACGGACGUGCCACAGCCGAUCAUUAAGGAUCAUUGGCGCCCAGUCACUAUGAAUGAGGAUGGAACGCGAGGCAAGGCCCAACCAGUAUCCUUGAAUAUCAUAGAUGAUGGAUCUGCUCAACCGAAACAAGAAGAAACCUCUACUCGACCAAUUUUCGAAGAACACCGUCAUCUCGAUGGGCAAACUCAAUUCAAACCUGACCCUUGGAGAUCGCCUUCUAACCUGAAUACGUCUCCUCAGGUCCGUGGAUCGAGAUUCUUCCCCAAUAACAACCGUGAUGUACGUUUGGAAGAUCCGAAUGCCUUUUUCGAUAGGCCGGGAUCACCAUCACCACCUCCGCCAACCAUGGCUGGCCACCCUGCAUACGAUGGUGACAGCGCUCAUCCGCAUGUCUCCCUCCCACGUCCCUCACCUGUAGUCAAGUUACCACCUGCUGUGCUUGCCCCAAUUGGUCCACCAAAGCCAGCUUCUUUUGCCGCCGCGGUUACGGCGCCAGCAGUACCUUCUACGAACAACUAUCCUGGACGCCAAGAUUAUAAUCAGAGACAAACCUCAUAUCAAGAUAUUCGUCAACAACCACCUACUGGAGGGUCUGGAGGUUGGCAAGAUAGGAUCAGCAAUUUGCUUGGUCGCAAGAGUUCGCCUCCUAAGUCGCAUGCUUUUGCUGUCGAUUCGUCAAGCAAGAAUGCUUUGGAGCUACCUACAUCCCAAUCUUUUGCAACGGUAUCAUUGCCAUCAUCCGUCACUGGCGAUUUGGCCGCAGACGAUGGAUCUGUAGCAUCCAAGCCAGCUGCUGAAGAGUGUUUUGAAGAACAAGAGAUGGGAUCCUUACCCGUCAUCAAGGUUCCUGUUGCAGCACCCGUAGCCGCUUGGUCAAUGGCCACACCUCAGCCUAAAUCACUUCCAAAGAGGUUCCUUCUUUCGAAUCCCACCAGUAUUGAGCCGAUCAACUUCCCUCAGCAUAUUACAAACAACCGCGUCACAAUCUCCAUUUUACUCCCCGGACAGGCGGAGCCGAAGAGUGUCAGUCUUCCGGCAAGUAGACAGAGAAGCAACCCAAGACGAGGUGGUGCUUCACGAGGUGCGACACGUCAUUCUUCUUCUCAUACCAGAGGCGGCAGAGCAAGAGAUGCAUCGGGAAGUUUCCCAUCUCCUAAUCUCGAUAGCGCAUCGGUUUCAUCCAGCCCGACUGGUCGUGGAGGUCACCGAGGGCAUGGCAGAGGAUACGGCUCGAACUGGAACCGACAUGUUUCAACACCGGUUCAUACAUAA